This is a messenger RNA of Triplophysa dalaica, 2673 nucleotides long. Its product is annotated as dual specificity protein phosphatase 26. The coding region runs from base 355 to 948 and encodes 197 amino acids. The transcript has 5 exons. Gene Ontology annotation, cellular component: cytoplasm. Gene Ontology annotation, biological process: protein dephosphorylation; negative regulation of MAPK cascade. Lineage: Eukaryota; Metazoa; Chordata; Actinopteri; Cypriniformes; Nemacheilidae. Gene Ontology annotation, molecular function: protein tyrosine/serine/threonine phosphatase activity; MAP kinase phosphatase activity. The record is from RefSeq and is a predicted model, not a curated record.
UGGACUGCUCUAUUACAAUCUCAAUAUUGUGAUAUCAGUCAUUUCUAUUUAUAUAACGGAACAGGACAGAGACUGCAGCAUGCAUCACAUGGUUUUGGGGUCUGAAUGCAUUAAUGACAUGUUCCGCAUGCAGACACACAUGGGCUUCUGUAAUACGCGGGGAUACAUCAGAAAAUAAAGCGACUCUGAAACAGAUUUGUUUUAGAUCGGAAUCCACUCAUCUUAGACUGAUACAAAGAUUUGAUAAACAGAUGUGGGAAGAUCUCCUGCACUUGUGGAUGGAGAUGUGGCUGUUUUUGUGCUGCCAUUGAAGACGUGCUGUUGUUAAUAGAGUUACAGUACAGGUGAGUCGGGAUGGCUUUCAUGUCCAGAUUGUCCCGGUCCAGGAGUAACUCCAGAUCUCCCAGCAGAAGGGAUUCAGAGAAGGGAUGUCCUAUACUGACUGUAGCCGAACUUGAACGUUUGCUGUACACUGGAAAAACCGCCUGUAACCACGUUGAUGAAGUCUGGCCAAGACUCUACAUAGGUGACCAAGAUUUUGCCUCAAACCGUAAAGAGCUGGUAAAGCUCGGGAUCACACACAUCCUCAACUGCGCACAGAGUAAAUGGAGAGGAGGGGCUGAGUAUUACGCAGGCAUGAACAUCACGUAUCACGGUAUCGAAGCCCACGACUCACCAUCCUUUGACAUGAGUGUUAACUUCUACCCAUCGGCUGAAUUCAUCCACAGAGCUCUCAGUACUGGUGGAACCGUGCUUGUACACUGUGCUGUCGGCGUGAGUCGAUCAGCCACGCUGGUGUUGGCCUACCUCAUGAUUCGCCAGAACAUGAAAUUAGUGGAGGCUAUUAAAACCGUGAAGGACCACCGAGGUGUCACUCCGAACCGCGGUUUUCUCCGUCAGCUCAGCGCUCUGGACAGCGUGUUGCGUGCCAGCCGAAACGCAACAUAAAUCCACCGGUAGUUCAUGAAAUUUUCUGGCCCAGGCAUUGACCUGACAAAUGAUAGCAGAUAAUCUUUACAUACAGCGAGUUUAUAUCUGUCCUCCUGUGGUCAGAGAUGCCUUAUAACAUCAGGAUCUCCAGAAAUAUGCGCAAUGCCUUAUUUACUCUUACCACUUGUUGCUUUAAUCUCUUAGUUUUUACUUGACUUUUUGAGUUGAAGUGACUCUCUCAAUGAUUCCUUCAGCACUAGCAUCUAAAAAGAUUAAUAAACGACUAAAUUAACAGCAGAGAAGUGAAUCACUGGAUUCACCUAAUCUUAAAAAGAUAAAGCUGACUUAUAGAUGCAUUUAAAACAAACACAAAAGAAGAUUUUUUUGAGAAAUGUCUCCGUGGUUUUCUGUUCAUGCAACCGAAGUCAAUGGGAUUCAGUGUUGUUUGAGAACAUUCUUCAAAAUAUCUUCUUUUGCAAAAGAAAGUCAUACAGGUUUGGAAAGAGAUGAGGAUGAAUAAAAAACCUUCCUCUUUAAAGGUAUAAUUCACCCUAAAAUGAAAAUUCUGUCAUUAUUUACUCACCUUCGAGUUGUUCUUAAUCUGUAUAAAUUGCUUUGUUCUGAUGAACACAAAGAAAGAUAUUUGGAAGAAUGCUUUUAACCAAACAGAUUUUACCCCCCAUAGUAGGCAAAUUACUUUAUCAUUUUAUUUUUUCAAAAUAACAUUUUGAAGAACAUAGGACAGCAAACAGUUCUGGGGCACUUUUGACUACCAUUGUAUUUUUUUGACUAUUGGAGUCAGUUGGGGCAAAAUCUGUCUGGUUAGUAGCAUUCUGCCAAAUAUCUUUCUUUUUGUUCUCAGAACAAAGGAAUUUAUACAGAUUUGGAAAGACUCCAAUGUGAGUAAAUUAUGACAGAAUUUUCAUUUUUUGGGAAAAGGAUCCCUUUAAAACGGCUCUGAACAAUACACAGGGCGACAGGCGAGCAACCUUUCAUUUUUUCACGAUUUAAAAAAAUAAGAGCUUUUCCUCUGUAUUAUUGGUGCAGUGUUACAGUGAUAUAGUAUGUUGAAUGUUUUUCAAUGAAUAAUGUAGCUGCGCACACAGGCUGUAUAAUGUGAUCGAGAUGUAGCUCUCUGCUGACAAACUUUUAACACUCACUUUCGUCAGCACAUUUUACUUUACUUUUAAUUUGCUUUACAUUUUCUGCAUUAAUACUUAAAAAAGCAUUUAUAUUAAGUAUUUCACGCGUCUGAACUUAAGCUUGUUUUGCUUGGCAUUGCAUUAUAUGGUAGCUACACGAAAGGGGCAUCCCUUCUCAUACUCAAAUCCAGCGAAUCCUUGAGCGCAGGACAAUAACAAUCUGCAUCUGUAUGAAUGACAGUGUUCUACUAUUCUUGUCUGUACUGUACAUUUGUAUUUAUGACUGCUGUUUAUUGUAUUUAUCUAUAACCAUUCCGCAACAGCCUGGACUUCAGCUAACUACUGCCAGGACUCUGUCCACACAAGGGGGAUCUGAACUACACACCAAUUUGUGUCUUAAUAAUAGCAUCACAAUGCAGUAGCUAAAAAAUACAGAUCAGGUUUGUAAGAACAGAGAUCUGCAACCCUACAGAAAACCCUCAGUGACAGUACUUUGGCAUUUACUUUAAAAAAGCAGCAAAAAAUGUAUCAGCGAUUUAACUUCAGAAAAUGUAGCCACUGUUCAUUUUUACUAAAUCAACAAUAAAAAAAUGUGAAGACC